AUGGCAGAUAAACGACUACCGCGUCUCUCGCCCUUUCGUUCUUACAGCCGCACGGAGGAAUCGGGCCUGGCCAUCUUUCGCCACUGCACUGCUUCGACUGUCUACGAUACAGGUAUGAUUGAGGAUAAUCCAGGUGACGCAGCCACGUGUGGUUUGACACCAUCCCGUCGACCCUGGACCCUGGAUUGUGGUUUGACCCAUCGACAAGACCAGUCGUCUCUCAGCGAGUGA
This is a messenger RNA of Colletotrichum abscissum, 231 nucleotides long. RefSeq lists its product as uncharacterized. The transcript has 4 exons. NCBI's taxonomy places the organism in Eukaryota, Fungi, Ascomycota, Sordariomycetes, Glomerellales, Glomerellaceae. The record is from RefSeq and is a predicted model, not a curated record. The coding region runs from base 1 to 231 and encodes 76 amino acids.